This is a messenger RNA of Gossypium raimondii (Peruvian cotton), 1717 nucleotides long. RefSeq names its product elongation factor Ts, mitochondrial. Gene Ontology annotation, cellular component: mitochondrial matrix. Gene Ontology annotation, biological process: mitochondrial translational elongation. Gene Ontology annotation, molecular function: protein binding; translation elongation factor activity. Lineage: Eukaryota; Viridiplantae; Streptophyta; Magnoliopsida; Malvales; Malvaceae. The record is from RefSeq and is a predicted model, not a curated record. The transcript has 9 exons. Bases 271 to 1449 code for a protein of 392 amino acids.
CUGAUCAAAUUUUUGGAAACAAAUGAAACAUAGUGUCUGCAUCAAAUUAGGGUUCGCCUCGGACAAUUGAGUUGGGUUUUAAGCCCAUUCGAUCCAGUCUUCUCCACCCAGUUCCAGCUUCCACAUUCCAAACCAUCUAAAGCUGAAACUCAGGUUUAUACUUCGUACUCGUUUAGACUUUAGAGAGUUUCAUCAAAUUUUCAGUGUUCCAUUUCUCUAUCUUUGCAAAUCCACUCGUUUCAUUCAAAGCAAAAAUAUUAGACAUAGAAAAUGGCUUUCUUCAGAAAUGCAAAGCAACCGCUUGGGAUCUUAUUGUACAACACCAGGCUGAGUACUUGUAGCAGACAUGGGUACUCUACUUGGGCAACCAAAGGAACCUCCUUUGCUCAAUCUACAGAUACCAAAGCCUCAAAAACUGCUUAUUUGUAUUGGGUUUCGAGAAGAUUCAAUUCUCAGGCAGCUUCUUCUGCUGAGCAAAUGAGCCUUAUCAAGCAACUCAGGGAAAGAACGAGUGCUCCCAUAAAGGAUGUCAAGGCUUCUCUUGUUGAUUGCAAUUGGGAUAUUGAGGCUGCACAGAAAGAAUUGAGGAAAAGAGGAAACGUUUUGGCCAUGAAAAAGUCGUCAAGGACUGCUACUGAGGGUCUGCUUGCUCUGGCUCAACUUGAGGGCAAGGCUGCUGUAAUUGAACUUAAUUGCGAGACGGAUUUCGUUGCAAGGAAUGAAAUUUUUGAGUACUUGGCUUUGGCAUUGGCAAAGAAAGCUUUGUUUGUCCAAAACUCUUCCCAACAGAUUCCUGGGGUUUUCUCAUUUGGGCCUGAGUGUUUAGAGGACUUAAAAUUAAAUCUUGACCAUCCAAAAAUUAGUGGGGAGACAACCAUUCAAAAUGCAGUUACAGAAGUGGCUGCAAUGAUGGGAGAGAAUAUAAAACUCAGGAGGGGUGUUGUGAUGUCAACAUCUUCGCAUGGAGUUGUUUCUGCUUACCUCCAUAGAUGUCCUCAACCAGGUUUGGGUCGAAUUGCUGGAAUUUUAUCUCUUGAAGUUGAGAAUGAGAUUUCUCAAUUGGAUGCCCUCCAAAAGGUUGGCUCAGAGCUAGCAAUGCAUAUUGUGGCAGCGAAGCCAUUGUUCUUGACCAAGGAACUUGUGACCUCUGAUGUGCUUAACAAUGAACGCGAGAUUCUGAAGUCUCAGGCCAUAAGUACUGGAAAGUCUCCGAUGGCCAUAGAGAAAAUGGUUGAUGGUCGUCUGCGUAAAUACUUUGAGGAGGUUGUUUUUAUGGAGCAAAAGUAUUUCUUAAAUGAUUCUUUAAGUAUCAAGACAAUUUUGGAUAAUGUAUCAAAGGAAGUUGGCUCACCAGUGAAGAUUGGCAACUUUUUCAGAAUGGAAGUUGGAGAAGGAAUUCAAAGCCAAGAAGCGUCAAGUUCAGCUGAACCUGUUGCGCAGGCUGUUUAAGCUUAAAGACAUAGUUCCAUGAGGGCAAAGGGUUAAACCUUGAAAGCAGUCGACAUAGGGUUAAGAUUCUUGUUUAUACUGAAAUGAUUGUGGAGGAGGCCUUUUCAUUUCUUACUGGGACUGUUUUGUUCUAUAUUUUGCCUCUUCCAAGUUUUCUCUGGAUUUGACUGUAUAAUUACCUUUUCUGGUCUGAAACAGUGUUGGAAUAAUCAGGAAACCAUCCUAGUUUGAGUAGGCAAAUGGGAAAUGUUAAUGCUGUCUUCUACAA